Ostreobium quekettii is the source of this 798-nucleotide messenger RNA. The record is from the annotation of a GenBank genome assembly. Lineage: Eukaryota; Viridiplantae; Chlorophyta; Ulvophyceae; Bryopsidales; Ostreobiaceae.
AUGGACAAGGGAGAGCUCGACCUCUCCGUGCUGGACGCCGGCGGGCGGGGCUACCUGGACUUCCUCCACGACGAGGUGCUCGCGCUCGAGGGGGGCAGCGUCAGCGGCGGCGGAUCCCAGGCGGCCGAUGCCGACGGCGCCGGCGGCGGCGUGAAGCGCGAGCGCGACGCCGAUGAGUCGGAAUCGGAGGAGGGCCAGGAGGCGUCGGCGAGCGGGAAGGCCGGUCGGCCGGACGGCAGGGCCGGGCGGAGCAAGGCAUGCAGGGAAAAGGCGCGGCGGGAGCGCAUCAACGAGCGCUUCCAGGAACUGGCGAAGCUCUGCGACCCUGAAGACCCCAAGACCGACAAGGCGUCCAUUCUGGCGGAGGGAAUAAAGAUCAUCACCCAGCUGAAGGUUGAAGCCGGCCAGCUGCGCCAGUUGAACAAAUUCCUGGAGGAACGAGUUGGAAAUCAUGAGAAGGAGAAAGGCCAGAGCCUGUACCAGCAGAGCUUGAUGCUCCAGGGGCAGUUCCAACAAGCAAUGCAACCACCACAGCAGCCAGCCAUGCCAUGUCCUCUGAACACAAUUCCCCAGGGAGGUUAUCAGGUCGCCAUUGGGCUGCCUGCAUCAGGUGUGCCAUGCAGUAUGCGAUCGCAGGUGUAUGACAAAUGCAAACAAUGGUGGGCAAAUCGUCGGUGGCCAGCAAACUCUGCAAAAUUGAAUUGGAAGCCAGGUAGCCAUGCAUCCAUGCCCUUUCUCCAGCAGGGAGUACCACUGCCCUUGUGGUGUGUUCAUUCUGUUGAACAGCACAGCCGUUGA